AUGGCCAAGGCACGUACUAAGAAGCGCACCCAUGUCAAGGUGCCAAAUGGCCCUACCAAUGGCAAAGGUAGCGCCUCGUCCAUGAAUAAGACUCCGAAGUCUAUGGUUAUCCGCGUUGGAGGUUCUCGAGUCGGUACCAGUGUCAGCCAGCUGGUAAAGGAUGUCCGGUUGAUGAUGGAGCCAGACACAGCAGUGAGGUUAAAGGAACGUAAAACAAACAGAUUGAGGGAUUUCACCACGAUGGCUGGACCUCUCGGUGUCACCCAUCUUCUUCUAUUUUCGAAGUCUGCCACCGGAAACACAAACAUGCGUUUAGCCCUUACACCGCGUGGGCCUACACUCAACUUCAAGGUCGAGAACUACUCCCUGUGUCGAGACGUCGAGAAGGCAUUGAAGCGCCCAAGAGGUGGUGGUCAGGAUCAUAAAACACCGCCGCUGCUAGUAAUGAAUAACUUCUCGACCCCGGAUUCAGACGAGAACUCGAAAGUCCCCAAACGCCUGGAGAGCCUUACAACCACCAUCUUCCAAUCCCUUUUCCCGCCCAUUAACCCCCAAGCUACUCCUCUUUCCUCGAUUCGCCGCGUAAUGCUUCUCAACCGAGAACCUGCUUCUGGGUCUGAUGAAGAGGGCUCCUACAUCCUGAAUCUAAGACAUUACGCGAUCUCGACAAAGAAAACAGGAAUCUCGAAGCGAAUCCGUCGUCUAGAUCCCAAAGAAAUCCGAAAUCGCGAAAACAACAAGUCGGCUGUUCCUAAUCUCGGAAAGUUAGAGGAUGCCGCGGACUAUCUGCUUGACCCUUCGGCUGCGGGUUACACCUCCGCCAGUGAGACGGAACUCGACACAGACGCUGAAGUUGAGGUCGCAGGAACCACGACACGGAAGGUUCUGACCAAGCGCGAGAUGCAGCGGAUGAAGUCUGGUGAAAAGGUUCAGAAGAAAAUGAACGCUCCCGAAGUCGAGAAACGGGCAGUCAAACUGGUUGAAUUGGGUCCACGGAUGAAGCUCCGCCUUAUCAAGGUCGAGGAAGGCGUCUGCGAAGGAAGAGUUAUGUGGCACGAUUAUAUUCAUAAAUCUGAAAAGGAGGUGAAUCAGUUGGACAAGAACUGGGAUAAAAAGAAGAAAGAGAAGGAGGAAAGAAAGAAGCUCCAGAAGCAGAAUGUUGAGAAAAAGAAGCAGGAAAAGGCAAAAGCUCGAGCUGAGGGCAAGGAAGUCGAGGACGACGAGGAUGAUGAGGAUGUUGAUAUGGAUGAAGAGUGGCUCAGUGAUGAUUUUGAUGAAGAUGGCGCAGAAGAGGAGAGUGACGAAUCUAUGGAUGAAUAAGUGAAUCAAGACAUUUCCCAAGCGAAUUUCCGACGAGGCUACGCCUAUCCGUCCCAAGUUUGCGACAAGCCCGGAUGCUUUGCCAAUGCUGUUGGCUCAUGUCCUUGUCUACCACGCAAGUCUCUUUGUGAAGCCAGCGCCACGGUCGACAUGACGGAUCUCUUCAAGC
Aspergillus ochraceoroseus IBT 24754 is the source of this 1489-nucleotide messenger RNA. RefSeq names its product Brix domain-containing protein. Gene Ontology annotation, cellular component: preribosome, large subunit precursor. The coding region runs from base 1 to 1320 and encodes 439 amino acids. Gene Ontology annotation, biological process: rRNA processing; ribosomal large subunit assembly. Lineage: Eukaryota; Fungi; Ascomycota; Eurotiomycetes; Eurotiales; Aspergillaceae. The transcript has 2 exons. The record is from RefSeq and is a predicted model, not a curated record. Gene Ontology annotation, molecular function: rRNA binding.